GGUUUGCAGAAGCUGUUUUUCAUUUUCUUAGGAGUGGUGGCUACAUAACUCACUUGUAAGCUUCACUCGCAUUGCACUUUUGGAAACCUCUUGUUGCCUAUUUGCAGUUGAACGAUAUAAACAUUUCUGGGUGGUUCAGUCGAAGGUCAUGAUGAGUAGAGCAGUAGAUUGAGGAACAUUCUGGGAAGUGGAGUUGUAGUCCAUCAGAGGGCAGCAAACGGCAGGAGGAGGCAGGCAGCAGAGACAGAACUCCUGCAUGAGUUCACCUUCACAUUUAUACACUACCCCCAAAAACAACUAUUUAGCUUGUCCUCCGGAUUACUUACACCAUGAACGGGUCAGCAAAGUAUACUGCGCCUACCGUGCUGGAUAUACAGUUGAAAAGAGGACCACAAGGUCUGGGGUUUAACAUAGUGGGAGGUCUGGAUCAGCAGUAUGUCCUGAAUGACAGUGGGAUCUACGUGGCUAAAAUCAAAGAGAAUGGAGCGGCAGCGCUGGAUGGAAGAUUACAAGAGGGAGACAAGAUAUUGACGAUAAAUGGCCAAAAGCUGGAGAACCUGUCACACAGUGCUGCAGUGGAGCUCUUCAGAUCAGCAGGAGAGGACGUGCAGCUUCGCGUGCAGCAGAGGCCCACCAUAGCUAUGAAUGGUCCCACCAGCUCCGGGCCUGAUGGGGACUCUUCUGUCUCCUCCUUGGGAAUACUGGUGGCUGUCCUGGGAGCUGCUGCAGCCAUUACCUUCCUCUACAUGCGCUUCCAGCCACAACUGAGGAGGCACUUUUAAACCUAUGUAACUUUCUCCUCAAGGCAUUUUUAAGAGCAAAACCUGGGACUGAAAACUUUGCUGAAGGCCAACCUUUUUAUUUUAUUUUUAUUUUUUUGUUGGGGGGGCAUUAUCGUAGUUGCUUAACCCAAAUGCUAAACUUUACUUUCUUGCCACAGGGAUAACACCAAUGAGCUAACUUUGUAAUUGUAAAAAAAAAAAACAUUAAAUGAAAGGUGUGCGUAUGGCAUUCCCACUGCUGGGCUGAGCUGUGCUCCUCAGACAGAAGGACAGAAAGCGUGUUUAUCCCAAAGAUAUCGUUGUCUGUCAGGAUAGAGAUUUAUGUGUAGAGUUUCUAGGCAGAGGUUGAGCCUGACUCACUCAAGGGGCCUGCCUGCUCACCAGUUUCCUGUUCUCACAGGGUGUUAUUGGAAACUGAAAGGCCAUGUUGUGUUCAGUCACUCAGAGUAGCCUUUGUAACUGAAUGGCUGAUCCGUUGUUGGGGGAGGCAGUAGGCUAUGAGAACUCACUGGCACACUGUAUUUUGAUUUGGCUAGUCCGUCUGUACAGAUGCAUAUAAGCUAUGUUUUGUUUUCAUAUUUCUUAUGUUUGUUUAGUCCCCCCCCCUGUGGUAAAACCAUCUCUAUAACUGUACCAGAAUCAUCCCAGGUACAGUAGCUGUAUAUAUGUGUGAAGGUAACAUUUGGUCUCGUGGGGUUAAAGGUUGGGAGGUGGUUCAGACUAGUCACGCUGAGGCACAUGGUGGACGUUCGAUAAUAGUUCGAUCAGUGAUGAUGAUGCGCUGUGAACGUAGUAGCCUGGUUCCAGAUCUGUUCGCGCUCUCUCCAUCGAUGUCCCUGUCAAGAGCAAACCGUUUGGCGUGACAAGGAGUUGCCGUGACGGCACAAACCGACUGGCACCAGACCACUGUAAAUCGGGCAUCUCUUUAGAAUGUGUGGCGAUGACGGUUCACUGUCAUGUUGUAAAGUACGAGAGAUAUGUUUAUAUCUGUAUGGAGUAUGUCACUAAUGUGUGUCCCUGAAAGAGAAAUGUUAUUUUAAAUGUUUCCGGGUUCACAUUGAGGCUGGGAGUUAUUGUUAAUGUAAUGAACAUAUUAUUUUCUGUUAAUCUAAUCCAGGCGUGUGCAUCACUUACACGGCAGUAGGCUAAAUGUUUUACGGAAAGGGAAAUCUAUUGCUUAAUCUACUUAGUUUGUUUGCAAAGAAAAACAAAAUGAUGGGACUUUCAAACAAAUGUGACUUCAAUCGGACAGCUUGGAUGCUGUUUUAGUGUAAAGCCAUGUGGAGCCAUUCAGUUUAUCCUAAUAAAGGCCCGAUGCUGCCACCUAGUGAAUGUUUAGCAUUCCUGCAGCUCAUCCAAUCACUGUAAAAGAGGGGUGGGACUAAAUAGGUGUCAAAAGGGGUGCAUAUAAAUCCUUAUUUUGCCAUAGGGAGCGUCCCAAAUGGCACCCUAUUCCCUAUGUAGUGCACUAUUUUUGACCAGAGCCCUAUGCAGGGAAACAGGGUGCUACAUGGGACUCAGUCGUGGUUGAUGUUUAGCACUACAUUCCAUAUUAUCUGUCUCUGAUUUGACUUUUGUAUUAUCUGUAUAUAGGUGUGUGUCGUCACCCUGCUGACUUGUAUGAAGUAAAACAAGUACAUAUAUUAUCCUACGAAUGCAAAUAAAGAAGAGAGAUCAGGACAGUA
This is a messenger RNA of Coregonus clupeaformis (lake whitefish), 2467 nucleotides long. Its product is annotated as synaptojanin-2-binding protein. The record is from RefSeq and is a predicted model, not a curated record. The coding region runs from base 330 to 782 and encodes 150 amino acids. Gene Ontology annotation, molecular function: protein binding. Lineage: Eukaryota; Metazoa; Chordata; Actinopteri; Salmoniformes; Salmonidae. The transcript is spliced from 4 exons.